Molecule: messenger RNA, 267 nt
Organism: Lodderomyces beijingensis
Lineage: Eukaryota; Fungi; Ascomycota; Pichiomycetes; Serinales; Debaryomycetaceae
Source: the annotation of a GenBank genome assembly
AUGAUAAAAGCAAAGAGGGGACCUAUUCCAGACCCAAGUCCCAGAAAGAGCAGCUUGCUAAUUGCCAAAAGAACAAUAGAAGCGGCCGACUCUGAAGAUGAAUGGGUACCACUCAGAAUCUCCUCCACUGAAAAUAGGAACAAAACCGCUGAAGCUAGAGGUGAACCGGUUGAUCUCGAAAGGAAUCCAGUGCGCGAUUCAUUCAUUAGUGGUCAUGAUGGCAUGUUGCGAAACAUCUGCUUAGAGCGUAUGAUGUGGCAGAAGUGA